AUGAUGCGAAUACUCGAAGCACAGGCGCCUGCUAGACAGACUGCCACCGACACUAUACAGACACUCAGCAGCCGCCUUGCAAGUGCUACUUUACUCGAGGAUCGACGGGCCGCGAUACUCGGUCUACGCAGCUUCGCAAAGCUAUACCCUGCUUCGGUGGCUUCUGGGGCAUUGAGAGAUCUUAUCGCCGGAUUGAGACGAGAUGGAGACGACUCAGACACGAUCAAAAUUCUGCUGGAGACGCUUUUGAUGCUGUUUGAGCCAGAUGAGAAGUCAACGGAGGCUUCGGAGGAGAUCAGUCUGUGGCUAGCCGACGAGUUUACGCAGAGACAGGACAACAUUACCGCCCUCUUGGACUUGCUUGAGCCUAAUGAGUUCUACUCACGUUUAUACGUCCUCCAGAUUCUGUUCCAUAUAUCCACCGCGCGGCCACAGCGGACACAAGAGGCUAUAUUUUCGGCGCCUUUGGGUAUCUCUCGCAUAACAAAUAUGUUGGAUGAUAGACGGGAGGCGAUUCGGAGCGAAGCUUUGAUACUGCUGGUGGCCUUGACCCCAACGUCGGCGGAAAUACAGAAAGUCGUGGCCUUCGAAAAUGCAUUUGACCGUGUCUUCGCUCUGAUUGACGGCGACGGCGGUCUUACACACGGCUCUACCACUGUUCAAGACUGCCUCUCACUUUUGGCCAAUCUUCUGAAUCUCAACACUUCCAAUCAAUCGUACUUUAGAGAGAUCGGUGGGAUAUUGAAGAUCAAGAAGCUGUUGGCGACCGCCGUGGACGAAGAGGAUUCAGGGGACGGCAGUUCAGAAUGGCUCAAACCACAGCGUGAUAUGAAUGUCUGGGGCUUAUUGGGGGUUAUCCAGUUAUUUCUUGCUCAAGGUUCUCAAGGGACCGUGGUUAACCAACAAAUAUUUUGGACGACCGGAGUUCUAGACGUUAUUUUGCGAAUUGCCUUUCAUCCUGCAUUCAGCACCGGUGUACGAACCAAGUCACUACAAACGUGUGGCGACGUCAUUCGAGCAAAUCAUAGUCUCCAGGAAAGGUUCGGCGAUCUUGGAGUCCAAAUCAAAGAGCCGGAUAGCCCUACUACCAACGGCCACUCGUCGAGUACCACCAAUGGGAAGGCGCCCAAGCAGAGCAAACCUACCUUUCGAACUCAGAACGUAAUCGAAUCACUUCUAGAGGUGGCACUAGGACCCGCUCCACUGGCUCUAUUCGACGUCCGACUGGCAGCGUGUUCCUGCCUCGAAGCCUUCAUGAAUGGCCAUGUUGGUAUACGAAGCCACGUGCUGAAGAGGGCCAUCGAGGGGCACAAAGCAGGAGAUGAUACCAUACCUAACAUGCUCACCGUCUUGCUUGAACCUCCUGGGACACGUAACAACUCUGACCCGUACCAACAAUGGAUGGCUGCGGUACUUUUGCUCCACCUCCUCUACGACAACGUCGAGACCAAAAAAUUGGCCUUGGAAGUGACAGAAGGUGACGCCGAAAGUGGGGAAGAGGUCGUGACUUUCAUACAGAGCAUCGCAAGCAACGUGGUGGCCGGUGUGCAACAUGUGGAGGACGAGCGCGCUCUACUGGGCUAUUUGAUGCUGCUGUCUAUAUGGCUAUUUGAAGAUCCGGAAGCGGUCAACGACUUACUUGCAGAGGGCAGUAAUGUGCAAGGUCUCAUUGCGGCUGUCAAGAUCACCAAAAGUUCCAUGCCUCUCGUUGCCGGCCUUUGCGCAUUCGUGUUAGGGAUAAUCUAUGAAUUCUCAACAAAGGACUCCCCGAUAUCGCGAAGCACGCUUCAUGGACUCCUGACCACCAAUCUGGGCAGGGAGGCUUACGUGGAUCGCUUGACAAAGCUCCGGGAAAAUGUCUUUGUGCGAGACUUCGAGGUCCUGCCACAAACCGGCAAUGGCGGGCUGCCAGAAGUGUUCUUCGAGAAGACCUUCAUUGACUUUCUCAAGGACAAUUAUAGCCGAUUCUUACGAGCCAUCGACCGGGAUCCGAAUUUUGAAGUUUCUAUUGUGAGCAACGGCGUUCAGAAGGGCAUCUCCCGCGAUCUCGUCGACAAUCUCAGGGCACAAGUCGAGGAACAGAAACGGGCAUUGGAAGCCGCCAAUAGUGAACUACUGCAGCUGAAGAGGAGACUGGAACAAGAGGAGCUCGAUCACCGCCGGACGCGAGAAUCCACCACUGUUGAGCUAUCUAGAAUCAAGCAAAUCAACCAUAGCCUGCAAGAAAAUCACGAGGAUGAAAUCAGCAAAAUGCAGAAAGGUUUCGCGCAGGAGAGAAGCACUCUGUUGAAGCAUCACGAGGAUGAGCUCAAUCGCAGCCGCAAUGAACAUCUCACGGCUAUCGAAACGGCGCGAAAGCAACACGAGGUGGAGGUCCAGCGGUUCGAACAGCGUCUGAAAAUGGUUGAGCAGGAAGCGGCGCGAGAGCAAAUGGCUCUCAAUGAGCGUCACGCACGAGAAUUGAGUGAGGUUGAAGCACAGGCACAGAAAGCCCGAGAAAGAGAAGCCGCUGAAAUCGCAGACUUACAAAGCAGAGUGUCGGCGUUGCAAUCUCAGCUACAGAAGGCCGAGGCCAACCACGUCCAAGAUCUCGAGACCGCGCACGAGGAAUAUAAGAGCAAAACCGAGAGUUUGGAAGCGCGCCUUAAGCGAGCGGAGAGUCGUGCUCAGGAUUCCGAGAGCCGUUUCAAGCAUCUGGCUGAAGACCUCGAGAAAGAGAAGGCCGCCCGGAAGGACGUCCAGACGGAACUCGACGACCUCUUGGUCGUCUUCGGCGAUCUAGAAGCGAAGAGAUCUGCUGACAAGAAGAAGCUCAAGGAACUGGGGCAAGAAGUCUCUGAGGACGAAGACGAGGAGGAAGAGGAGGAUGAGGGCGCUGAAGACGAUGACGACGAUGCCGUGGAUUAA
This is a messenger RNA of Fonsecaea erecta, 2907 nucleotides long. RefSeq lists its product as hypothetical. Gene Ontology annotation, cellular component: Golgi stack; cytoplasm; ER to Golgi transport vesicle membrane. Gene Ontology annotation, biological process: endoplasmic reticulum to Golgi vesicle-mediated transport; vesicle fusion with Golgi apparatus; intracellular protein transport. The transcript has a single exon. Bases 1 to 2907 code for a protein of 968 amino acids. The record is from RefSeq and is a predicted model, not a curated record. NCBI's taxonomy places the organism in Eukaryota, Fungi, Ascomycota, Eurotiomycetes, Chaetothyriales, Herpotrichiellaceae.